GGGUGCUCGGCGGUUUGGCGCCGGUGGAGGGAGUCCUUUCGUGCAGCUGCACUUCCGGUCGGCAUUUUGUUCUGUGAGGGAGAAGCGGAUUCCCGAAUAUCGCCGAAGUGGCGCGCCAGCCCGGAGCGGACUCGUCCCCCCCUUCCCUCCCGUGACCGCUCGGCCAGCCGUGUUGGUUCUUUCCCCCCAGGCCCCGGAGGGCUCUCGGCCUGCGCUGACUGGCUGCUUCCCGGGGCGGGGAAGGCGGCGCCUCCUCCUUAGCUUGUGUCGGGCGCUCGGGGCCUGCUCUGUGUCCGGGCAGAGGGUGAACGAACGAAGGAGGGGGGCAGGCCCGGGGAAGGAGGAGGAGGAGAACCGAUCCUUCCCCUCCCGCUCCCCCUCAUGUCCGGAUUAUCCUGCUUGGCCCGGAGACAUUGAGGAUCGGCUCCCCCCAGCGGCCCGGACUGGAGGCCGCCGCCAAAGCCCGCCGCUCAGUGUGUAGGAGAUGGGAAGUAAUGACAGGUGGCACUUCCAGUGAAAUACCUACAUAGAUUCCACCAUCCUACAGCUUCAGGAUGAAUGGGGAUAUGCCUCAUGUUCCCAUUACGACUCUAGCGGGAAUUGCUAGUCUCACAGACUUGUUGAACCAGCUGCCUCUUCCAUCCCCUUUACCCGCUACGACGACAAAGAGCCUCCUCUUUAAUGGACGAAUAGCAGAAGAGGUCAACUGCCUUCUGGCAUGCAGGGAUGAACCUCUGGUGUCACAGCUUGUCCAUAGUCUCAACCAGGUGUCAACAGAUCACAUAGAGCUGAAAGAUAACCUGGGCAGCGAUGACCCCGAAGGAGAUAUACCAGUCCUGUUGCAGGCCACCCUGGCCAGAAAUCCCAAUGUCUUCAGGGAGAAAAGUAUGCAGAACAGAUAUGCAGUGCAGAGUGGGAUGAUGAUGCCUCAGCAGUAUAAGCUUCCCCAGAAUUCCAUGCAUGGCAGCCCAGCAUCUACUAAUUAUCAACCAACCACUAUCUCUCAUAGCCCUUCCAGUCGAUUUGUACCACCUCAGACCAGUUCAACAAAUCGGUUUAUCGGCCAGCAAAACAGCCCUGUUCCUAGCCCGUAUGCUCCUCAAAGUCCUGCAGGCUAUAUGCCCUAUGCCCAUCCUGGAAGCUACACACAACAUCAGCAAAUGCAGCAAGCUUCUGUGUCCAGUCCUAUCGUGGCGGGAGGGCUGAGAAACCUACAUGAAAACAAAGUCUCUGGUCAGUUAUCGGGCAACUCUGCAAACCACCAUGCAGAUAACUCCAGGCACAGCACCAGUGAGGACUAUCUGCAGAUGGUACAUAGACUGGGCAGUGAGGAUAGUGAUUCUUCAAUAAGAAAUGCUGCCUCUUUUUCCCUACGAUCCCCACAGUCAGUAUGUUCUCCUGCCGGUAGUGAUGGGACUCCAAAAGGAUCACGGCCAUUAAUUCUUCAAUCCCAGCCUCCUCCCUAUGCCUCCCCACGAGACGCUCCUCCUGACAUACUGCUGGACUCACCCGACAGAAAGUUGAAAAGACAGAAAAAGUUAAAGAUGAGUAAAGAUGAGAAGGAAGCAAGUGAAAAGUCAGCUAUGUAUGAUAUUAUUAGCUCUCCUUCUAAAGACUCCACCAAGCUUACUUUAAGACUGUCUCGUGUGAGAUCUAAUGAAAUGGACCAGCAAGGAGACAUGCUUCCUGGCAUGGAGAACAGUAAUGUCAGUGAAAGUGACCCCUCAUUCAAUGAUCAGUACCCUGGGCACCCAUCAAAAACUCCAGUCACUCCACAGGACAUAAGUCGCCCUUUGAAUGCUGCUGCUUGUUUUCAAGAGCAGACUGAGUUCCUGCAAGUACAACAAGUGCCCGUCCUACAGCCCAACAUGUCUGCAAAACCGUCUCAACCUCCCGUGGCUCAGUCACAAACUCAACCAACAGGAAACAUAACGCCAUACGACGAAGUGGAACUGGAUGCUCUGGCGGAGAUAGAAAGGAUAGAACGGGAAUCUGCUAUUGAGAGGGAGCGCUUUUCUAAAGAAGUUCAGGAUAAAGAUAAACCCUUAAAAAAGAGGAAACAAGAUUCCUACCCAUUAGAAGCUGGAGGUGCUACUGGAGGAAACAAACCAGCUUCCCAGGAGGCAAACGUGGCAGGAAAUGGGUCGCGGCCAGCUUUAAUGGUUAGCAUUGAUCUUCUGCACACUGGCAGAGGGGACUCUCAGGCAAAUGUAACUCAGGAUUCAGACUUUGUAAAGAAGCCCGAAGAAGCAAAAUGUAAUGAUGGAUUUGUUCCUGUCGUACCAGAGGACCCUACUGGAGUUAUAAAAAAUGUCCCGGAAAACCAUCCGGAGACACCGAAAAAGUCAGAGUCUGAAACUGAGAAUACUGAAAAGCCCAUCAAGAGCACACCUGUGGAUUCCAGCGAAAAUGUGCAGGAGGAAUUGCAGGGAGAAAGUAAACCAUGUGACAUCAAAGCCGAGCCUCCUGAGAUCACAGAGGAGGCUAUGAUUUGUGAAGACGGCAAAAGUGAGGCCAAACCUGAAAUAUGUAAACGGAACAGCGAGGAGCUGGUAGAGAGUAAAGCAGUAGAGAGUAAAGCAGCAGAGUGUGUAAGUGAGGAUGUAAAAUCAGAGGCAAACCAUGGUGACAUCACUAAAGAAUCCAAACCAUGCGACCAGGAGGGGGUGGGGAAGGAGGAGGAGGAGGUGGUUAAGGAAAAUGAAAUCUGCAAUGAGACUAUUGAAGAUGAGAAUAAACCGGAAGAGAAACCAACUCCAAGUACUCCAAAGCUGCGUAGUGAAGGAAAGCCUGACACUCCUAAGCAAAAAACCGAGGGAAAGCCAGAGACGCCAAGACAAAAGAGUGAGAGUAAACAAGAACAAGCAAAGCAAAAGAGUGAGAGCAAGUCUGAACAACCUAAACAGAAAAGUGAUGGAAAGACUGAUGGGCGCCCAGAUAAUCCUAAACAAAAGACUGAUGGGCGCCCAGAUAAUCCUAAACAAAAGACUGAUGGGCGCCCAGAGACUCCUAAACAGAAGAGCGAUGGGCGCCCAGAGACUCCUAAACAGAAGAGCGAUGGGCGCCCAGAGACUCCUAAACAGAAGAGCGAUGGGCGCCCAGAGACUCCUAAACAGAAGAGCGAUGGGCGCCCAGAGACUCCUAAACAGAAGAGCGACGGGCGCCCAGAGACUCCUAAACAGAAGAGCGACGGGCGCCCAGAGACUCCUAAACAGAAGAGCGACGGGCGCCCAGAGACUCCCAAACAGAAGAGCGACGGGCGCCCAGAGACUCCCAAACAGAAGAGCGAUGGGCACCCAGAGACUCCGAAACAGAAGAGCGAUGGGCGCCCAGAGACUCCAAAACAUAAAAGUGAAAGUCGGCCUGAAACACCUAAGCAAAAGAACGAUGGCCGACCUGAAACGCCUAAGCAAAAGAGUGAGAGCCGACAAGAGAGUCACAAAAAAAGUGAUGAGCGCCAUGUCUUGACGAGACAGCGGAGUGAAGGACGCUCUGAAACCCCAAAACACAAACAUGACAACAGGAGAGACUCCCUCAGGCUCUCUUCCGAUAAGAAGCCUGAUUCAUCCAAGCAUAAAACGGAUUCUAAGCCUGAUUCUCCCAGGGUGAGAUCUGAAAGUCGCACUGAUGGGACAAAGUCAAGAGUAGACGGAAGGCCAGGCCACGAGUCUUCAAAGCGAGAUUCUGAGAAUCCAAAGCAAAAAUCUGAUGACAAGGGGGAUCCUUCAAAAGUUAGGAAGCCUGAGUCGCUAAGAUCUUUCAACAAAAAUGAACAGGAUACAAAGCAUGGGACUAAACCGGAUCCUUCGAAAACGGAUAAAAGUGAAAGAAAGCAUCGUCAUGAUUCAGAUGAAUCAAGGGACAGACUUCCUUCUGGAGAGCAGAAGUCAAGAUCGGGAAGCCCACGGGUUAAAUCUGACAAAUCUGACAAACCAGAUACAAACAAACCAGAUACAAACAAACCAGACACAAACAAACCAGACACAAAUAAACCUAAAUCUGAUAAGCCUGCAUUGAAAUCGCCCUCUGGUAAAGAUGGCAAAGAUGAGAAAAGGACCGAUGGUAACAAAAGUAAGGUGGAUGGCAAUAAGGGCCAUGGUGACAACAAGGCUGGGUUCCCAAGUUAUUUGUUGGGUGGGAAUCAGGGUACCCUGAAAAACUUUGUCAUUCCAAAAAUCAAACGGGAUAAGGAUGGUAAUGUUACCCAGGAGUCCAAGCGAUCGGAAUUAAAAGGGGAACAGAAAAUCCAGGGGGAUAAAGCGGGUUUUGUGGAAGAUAUUAAUAAAGGUGCUAAGCCUGUUGUGGUUCUUCAAAAGCUGUCUCUGGAUGAGGUACAAAAACUAAUUAAAGAACGGGAGGACAAAUCCAAGGGUUCCUUGAAGUCCAACAAAAACAAGCCAUCGAAAUCCAGCAAAGGGGGCAUUGAUCAGUCUGUCCUGAAGGAACUUCCUCCUGAAUUGGUAGCAGAAAUCGAGUCAUCGAUGCCGCUUUGUGAACGUGUAAAAAUGAACAAACGCAAACGCAGCACUGUAAACGAUAAACCUAAAUAUGCAGAAAUUAGCUCAGAAGACCAGGAAAGCGAAGAAGACUUUGAGCCCUCCAAAAAAAGACACAAAAAAGGAAAAGCGGACUCGGAAUGGAAAAUUGAGGAACGUGAAAGGCGAAGUUCUGGUGAUCAUAGGCGUGGUGGUAAUGAAAGGCGCAGUACUCGCUACAGGGAACGGAGUCCAGAAGAUUCUGACAUGGACGACUCUCCAACUCCAAGUCUAAGUGAAGUGGCUCGGAGAAUGAAGAAGAAAGAGCGACAGAAAAAAAGGAAAGCUUAUGAGCCCAAGCUGACACCUGAAGAAAUGAUGGAUUCCUCAACCUUCAAGAGAUUUUCGUCAGCAUUAGAAAAUAUUUUGGAGAACUUGGAAGACAUGGAUUUCACAACAUUUGGCGAUGAUGAUGAGCUCCCUGCAGACCUUCUUCUAGGCAAACAUCAGCUUAAUGAACUGGGCAGUGAAUCUGCUAAAAUCAAAGCUAUGGGCAUCAUGAAUAAGAUCUCUUCUGAAAAACUGGUCAAAUUGCUGGGGAUUCUUGAGAAGAAUAUCCAGGAUGGUUCAAAGCUGUCAACUAUGCUAAACCAUAACAAUGACACAGAAGAUGAAGAAAAACUCUGGCGGGAUCUGAUUAUGGAGAGAGUCACAAAGUCAGCUGAUUCCUGUUUAACAGCCAUUAACAUCAUGACCUCUCCGAGCAUGCCCAAGGCAGUUUAUAUCGAAGAUGUGAUAGAGCGUGUUCUUCAGUACACUAAAUUUCACCUACAGAACACACUAUAUCCGCAGUACGAUCCUGUCUAUAGGGUGGACCCUCAUGGAGGAGGACUGAUGAGUUCAAAAGCUAAGCGCGCCAAGUGCUCAACUCAUAAGCAGAGGGUAAUCGUGAUGCUCUACAACAAAGUGUGUGAUAUUGUGGCCAGUUUGUCGGAACUGCUAGAAAUUCAGCUGCUUACAGACACAACUAUCCUGCAGGUUUCUUCAAUGGGAAUAACACCUUUUUUUGUAGAAGGUGUCAGUGAGUUGCAGCUUUGUGGCAUCAAGCUGGUUACUGCGGUUUUUUCCAGGUACGAAAAACACAGGCAGCUUAUUCUGGAGGAGCUUUUCACCUCACUUGCCAGACUGCCGACAAGUAAAAGAAGCCUGCGGAAUUUUAGGUUAAACAGCAGUGACGAUGACGGAGAAGCCAUGUACAUUCAGAUGGUGACAGCGCUGGUCUUGCAGUUAAUACAGUGUGUGGUCCACUUACCAUCGGAUAGAGAUCAUGGAGAGGAAGAGUCCAAUAAAAAGGUUGACCAGGAUGUUUUUAUCACCAACUCGUAUGAAACAGCCAUGAGGACUGCUCAGAACUUUUUGUCCAUUUUCCUCAAAAAGUGUGGGAGCAAGCAAGCAGAGGAGGAUUACAGGCCGCUGUUUGAGAACUUUGUCCAGGACCUUCUGUCUACUGUGAACAAACCUGAAUGGCCAGCAGCUGAGCUCUUGCUUAGCUUGUUGGGAAGAUUGUUGGUUCAUCAGUUCAGCAACAAGUCAACAGAGAUGGCUCUUCGCGUGGCUUCGUUGGAUUACUUGGGUACUGUGGCAGCACGACUCAGGAAGGAUGCAGUUACCAGCAAAAUGGACCAAGGUUUAAUAGACAGAAUCCUCAAACAGGCUCCUGAAGGAGAUGAUGAGAUCCAACAGCUCCAAAAGGCUCUACUAGAUUAUCUAGAGGAGAACACAGAGACCGAUCCAGCACUAGUGUUUUCGCGGAAGUUUUAUAUAGCACAGUGGUUUCGUGACACUACAAUGGAGACGGAGAAAGCCAUGAAAUCUCAGAAGGAUGAAGACUCCGAUGGAGCACAUCAUGCAAAAGAGGUUGAAACCACCGGAGAGAUAUUGCAACGAGCGGAAAAAAGAAAAAAGUUCCUCCGUAGCAUCAUUAGAACAGCACCAUCACAGUUUAGCACUUUGAAGUCAAGUGACAUAGUUGACUAUGAUGAUGCUUGUUUGAUUGUGCGCUAUUUGGCCUCUAUGAGGCCGUUUGCCCAGAGCUUUGAUAUUUAUUUGACCCAGAUUCUGCGGGUACUUGGGGAGAAUGCAAUUGCAGUCCGUACGAAAGCCAUGAAGUGUUUGUCUGAAGUGGUAGCUGUAGAUCCAAGCAUUCUUGCCAGGCUGGAUAUGCAGAGAGGUGUGCACGGGAGGCUGAUGGACAACUCGACCAGUGUGCGAGAAGCAGCUGUGGAGUUACUUGGAAAGUUUGUACUCUGUAGACCCCAGCUUGCUGAGCAGUAUUAUGAGAUGCUCGUUGAGAGGAUUCUGGACACUGGUAUUAGUGUAAGAAAGAGGGUAAUAAAGAUCUUGCGGGAUAUCUGUUUGGAACAACCAACGUUUCCAAAAAUCACAGAGAUGUGUGUAAAGAUGAUCCGCAGAGUCAACGAUGAAGAGGGCAUUAAGAAACUAGUAAAUGAAACAUUCCAGAAACUCUGGUUCUCUCCAACCCCUCAAAAUGAUAAAGUAGCAAUGACCAGAAAGGUCCUCAACAUAACAGAUGUGGUUGCAGCUUGCAAAGACACUGGCUAUGAUUGGUUUGAACAGCUUCUUCAAAAUCUUUUAAAAUUGGAGGAGGAUGCCUCAUACAAACCGGUGAAAAAAGCCUGUACACAGCUGGUUGACAAUUUGGUAGAACACAUACUAAAGUAUGAGGAAUCCAUGGCAGAGACUGACAACAAGGGUGUGAACUCGGGUCUGUUAGUUGCUUGUAUUACCACUCUGUUCUUAUUCAGCAAAAUCAGGCCCCAGCUGAUGGUAAAACACGCCAUGACCAUGCAGCCAUACCUUACCACCAAGUGUAGUAAUCAGAAUGAUUUCAUGGUAAUAUGCAAUGUUGCAAAAAUCUUGGAACUAGUUGUGCCAUUGAUGGAGCACCCAAGCGAGACCUUCCUUGCUACGAUAGAAGAAGAUCUAAUGAAGCUCAUCAUCAAAUAUGGCAUGACUGUGGUGCAGCAUUGUGUGAGCUGCCUAGGGGCUGUCGUAAACAAAGUAACCCAAAACUAUAAGUUUGUCUGGGCGUGUUUUAAUAGAUAUUAUGGUGCACUUAUGAAAUUAAAAACUGAACAUCAGGAGGACCCAAACAGUACGGUUCUGACCACAAACAAAUCUGCUCUCCUGCGAUCGCUUUUUACUGUUGGAGCACUUUGUCGCCAUUUUGACUUUGAUCAAGAAGACUUCAAGGGUAGCAGCAAAGUAAAUAUCGCGGUUAACAUAAAAGACAAGGUCCUGGAGCUGCUGUUGUAUUUCACAAAGCAUUCAGAUGAAGAAGUGCAGACAAAAGCCCUCAUUGGUCUUGGGUUUACAUUCAUCCAGCAUCCUAUUCUCAUGUUUGAGGCAGAUGUAAAAAACCUGUACAAUAACAUCAUGUCUGACAAAAGCAGCUCAGUAAAUCUUCGAAUCCAAGUUCUAAAGAAUCUCCAGACUUAUCUGCAAGAGGAAGACACACGGAUGCAGCAAGCAGACAGAGAUUGGAAAAAACUUUCAAAGCAGGAAGAUUUGAAAGAGAUGGGAGAUAUUUCCUCAGGGAUGAGCAGCUCCAUUAUGCAGCUUUACCUCAAACAGGUCUUGGAGUCCUUCUUCCACAAGCAGUCUAGUGUGCGGCAUUAUGCUCUCAAUGUCAUCGCCUUGACGCUCAACCAGGGCCUCAUCCAUCCUGUGCAGUGUGUGCCGUAUCUAAUUGCUGUGGGCACCGACCCCGAGCCGUCCAUGCGGAACAAAUCAGAUCAGCAGCUGAUAGAGAUCGACAAAAAAUACACUGGAUUCAUUCAUAUGAAAGCAGUGGCUGGCAUAAAGAUGUCAUACCAGGUCCAGCAAGCUAUUAUCUCUGAUACAAAGCGCAUAGUGCGUGGGUUCCGGCAGGAUGAGUCCACAAGUGCCCUGUGCUCCCAUCUCUAUUCUAUGAUUCGGGGGAACAGACAGCACCGGCGAGCUUUCCUGAUCUCAUUGCUUAACCUCUUUGAUGAUGCUGCGAAAACGGAAGUCAAUAUGCUCUUGUAUUUAGCAGACAAUCUAGCUGGUUUUCCAUAUCAAACGCAAGAGGAGCCACUAUUCAUUAUGCACCACAUAGACAUUACAUUAUCGGUUUCAGGUAGUAACCUCCUGCAGUCAUUCAGAGAGUCAAUGGUAAAAGCAGGAACAAACAAGAAAAAAGCAAAAGCGCAAUCAUCAGAAGAAGAAGAAGAAGAAGAAAGUAGCAGUGAAAGCGAAGAGGAAGUUGUUCGGCCGAGAAAAACAAGGCGGCGAGCAGCAGCGGUAGUAGUAGCAGAUUCUGAUGACGAGGAUGAUGUAGAUUACGUCUUCAGCUGUCUGCCAAGUGCUUCUGCUCCUCUCAUUGAGUUUGCAAAUGCUUCACAAGGGAUUCUUUUGCUUUUGAUGCUGAAGCAGCAUUUAAAAAACCUCUGUGGAUUCUCAGACAGUAAAAUCCAGAAGUAUUCACCAUCGGAGUCAGCAAAAGUAUAUGACAAGACCAUCAACCGGAAAACGGGGGUCCUAUUUAGCCCUAAGCAAACGCUGGAGUAUCUAAAGAGGGAUAUGGCAAGCGCGAAGAUUAAUGACGACAUCAAGAGGAGUAUUGCAAAACAGUACCUGGAUUUCAAGCUGUUAAUGGAACACUUAGACCCUGAUGAAGAAGAAGAGGAAGGCGAGGUCUCAGCAAGCACGGAUGCCCGAAAUAAAGCCAUUACCAAUUUGCUUGGGGGUAACAGCCCUAAAAAUAAUGUGGCUGAGACAGAGGAAGAAGAAAGUGAGGGAGAGGAGAAAGCUGGUGGCACAUCAGGGUUAAGAAAAUCAAAAAGAUUAUCAGACACUUCAGACGUGGCCACGCAGAUGAAUGAAACCGUCGAAGCCCAGGAUCUUAUUGCAAUUUGUUGUCCGAAGUACAAAGACCGACCACAAAUUGCAAAAGUUGUUAAAAAAACCAGCCACGGAUUCAGUAUUCAGUGGAUGGCGGGCUCCUACAGUGGCACUUGGGCUGAGGCCAAACGCCGUGAUGGACGAAAGCUUGUGCCUUGGGUUGAUACUAUCAAAGAGUCGGACAUCCUUUACAAAAAAAUUGCUCUAACGAGCGGAAAUAAGCUGACUAAUAAAGUUGUUCAGACUUUACGAUCGCUGUAUGCAGCCAAGGAGGGAACUUCCAGCUAAUAAUAUGUUUGUAUAUUUGCAGCCAAAUUUACAGGAGAGCAGACAAAAAAACUUGAAAUAUCAACAUUCUGGCAAAAAUUUAAAGAAAGAAACAAGAAUUAAAACAAUUUUAUCGAGCGUUAAGGAUGGAGCUUAGCCGCCUGAAGGAAAUGUUUGGUAAACAUUGUUGUGGGAGCUUCCUUCGCUGUUGUACAGCAGAAACUUCUCAGUACAUUUUUACUCCCACUGUAUUAUAGUUUAACAAAAAUUUGUUUAUAUCUUGAAAAAUACUUUCUGUUUAAAAAAAAACAAACCAACAAAAAAAAUUACAAAAAAUAAACAAGUGAAUGUUGAAAAUUAGUCUGUUAAUGUUCUUAAUAAAGUGUUCUUGGAGUUUAACCUAGCAGCGGAUGGCUUUCUUUAGUUUAGCCGGUUUCAAGGGAAGUAUCGAAUUUUAUUUUAUUAUUUUUUUAUUUUGUUUUUGUUUGUUUUUUGUUUUUUUUCCCAGGCUGUAAAAUGGCAGAAUUUCCGGACGUAUAUAAUUUAUUCUGUUGGGGUUUUAAAAAAAAGCAUGCAGUAUCUAUGACCUAUCUGCAGGAGUUUUUUUUUUUUUUUACUUUUUUGUUUUGUUUUUUAUUUUAUUUUUGUAAAUGUAGAUUUUGAUGUAUAAGGUCACCCUGAAAAUACUCAAAGGGAUCCCGAGAAUACCUGCUGGCGACAAUACUGCAAUAAAUUUUUUUACUUCUUUGUUACCUGUCUGUUUCCAUUUGAAUUUCUUAAAUGUAAAGCUGUUUUAAGAACCAAUUAUAUUAUUUUGCAGUCUUUUAUGUAAAAGUUACGUUUUUGGACGCAAGACAUAAAAUAUUGUUUAUACAUUUUGUAUAGCCUGAAAAUAACCGGUAUCUUUAUUUUCAUCCCUUUUUAAAGGGCAUAGACACGUUUUAACUCCCGAUUUUAUUGUAUCUUGAAAUAUUUAGUGUUAACUAUAUGAUUUAGCACUGUGCCAAACGCCUUUUCAAGAAUGUUUGAUAUAAAAAGAAACUAGUUUAUUCCUUGUA
Messenger RNA from Rana temporaria (common frog), 10744 nucleotides. RefSeq names its product NIPBL cohesin loading factor (gene NIPBL). NCBI's taxonomy places the organism in Eukaryota, Metazoa, Chordata, Amphibia, Anura, Ranidae. The record is from RefSeq and is a predicted model, not a curated record. Gene Ontology annotation, biological process: brain development; establishment of mitotic sister chromatid cohesion; regulation of gene expression. Gene Ontology annotation, cellular component: Scc2-Scc4 cohesin loading complex. The transcript has 47 exons. Gene Ontology annotation, molecular function: chromatin binding. The coding region runs from base 555 to 9707 and encodes 3050 amino acids.